CUGGAGUUCCUGGCUGUCACCAGCUAUCUAAUCUCAUUGUACCGGAGUCCCAAUGAAGGUGAGCGUGGUGUCGCGUCAUUCUCUGUUUACCUGAGACACCUGUGCCCCCUGUGUUCUUAACACACACACAUUAACGUCCGCCCUCCGGCCGAGAGAGGACGAAAACCCGCCUGCUACAAGGAUGAAGAGGCUCCCAGUGCUGUCCCUGCUCCUCUGGGUAUGUGCGGUGUACUCUGUGGGUAUCUACCUGUUUGUGGGUGGAUUCUUGCUAGUGAGGCUGGAGGUGAACAGGACAAGCACCUGUAGAGACGUGCUGCAGCCCGGAGAGGAGCCGGGGGACUUCUGCGGCGUCCAGCCACGGUUCCGCCGGGCUGUUCUCCUCAUCAUCGACGCCCUGAAGAUUGACUUCGCCCGCUUUGACCCCAACAACACGGAGCCCCGACCUUAUGAGAACAAGCUGCCCGUGCUGGAGGAAACAGCCUCAACCAGGCCCUCCCAUGGCCGCCUGUACCCCUUUCGUGCUGACCCGCCUACUACCACCAUGCAGAGGAUCAAGGGCUUCACCACUGGAUCCUUGCCCACCUUUGUGGAUGUGGGUAAUAACUUUGCAUCCAGUGCCAUUUUGGAGGACAACCUCAUCCACCAGUUUGGGCAAGAAGGCAAACGAGUGGUGUUCAUGGGCGAUGACACUUGGGAGAGUCUUUUCCCUAAGAAAUUUUACCGCUCUCUGCCCUUCCCUUCUUUCAAUGUCAAGGAUCUGCACACUGUGGACAAUGGGAUCCUCCAGCACCUCUACACAACCAUGGUGGGGGAUGAUUGGGAUGUCCUGGUUGCUCAUUUCCUCGGGGUGGAUCACUGUGGCCACAGGUUUGGUCCUGAUCACCCAGCCAUGGCUGACAAGCUCACCCAGAUGGACGGAGUCAUCAGGUCUGUGAUUGACCGUCUACAGAAUGAUACCCUCUUGGUGGUCAUGGGAGAUCAUGGGAUGACCGACACUGGAGAUCAUGGUGGAGAAAGUCAGAAAGAAACCGAUGCUGCCAUCUUCCUCUACAGCCCUUCCCCUCUUUUUCCCGGACCCCCGUCGCAGCGUGAACCAGACGUGGUGCCCCAGACCGACCUGGUGCCCACCUUGGCUCUGCUGCUGGGAGUUCCCAUCCCGUACAGCAGUGUGGGGCAGGUGCUCUUGCCUUUAUUCCCUCCUCACGGGCAGAAGGAAGGUGUAGUUGGAGGUCUCAGCCAGCUGGAGGCGCUGUGGAUCAACGCAAAACAGGUCAACCGUUUUCUGGAAACAUACUCGGGCAUGGCAAAAGAUAUCCCACCAGAGAACCUCUCUCAACUGAAGCAUGAAUUCGCCCACCUCUCCUCUGAGUACCUCUCCUCAAUUAGAGAGGGUCGGCCACCCUCCCCAGAACUGGCCUCCUUGCUGCAGGCUUACCUCACCUCUGUCAGAGACACCUGUCGAGCUACCUGGGCCCGAUUCAACCCACUUAAGAUGGCAGCAGGUUUAGCUGUCUUGGCGCUGGCCUGCCUGGUGUGUUUCAUCCUGUCCGAGCUGUCAUCUGUGCUAAUCAUGGAGAGCGGUCCCGGACUGAAGGUCCCGGUUGCGGCGGCGCUAACGGGGGGCUGUUGUGUGGCUGCCUGUCAGCUGUUCACACAGGGUUACAUCGAGUUGGCGUGGUGUUUGGCAGCUGCUGCCUUGAGCUCUGAACUUCUCUUCUUAAGGAGGGCUCAUCAAUUUAGGACAUCUGUUGUGGCUAAGAACGGAACUAAAGCUCCAAAGUCUGCUAGCUGGCUGACACCAAGUCGCCUCCUCACCCCCCCUCUCUUGGUGCUCCUCCUCCGCUGUGCCUCUCUGCUCUCUGAUAGCUAUGUGAUUGCCGAGGGCCGCGUAGUCACCUUUCUCGUGUUCUCUCUGGGUCUCUAUAUUCCCUUCCAUCUGAACUGGGAUGGCCUGCUUCUUCCCCCAAGCCAUGACCCUCUGAAGCCUGCUGGACUGCUGCCCUCACCCGUCUUGUCCCCAUCAACUGUAAGAAAAGAAAGCAGCACGCUCCUAACCUGCGUAGGAUUCCUGGUCGGCAGCCUCUACCUCUCCCUUAAUUUCCACGGCUGUCGAGAAGAGCAGGGCUCCUGCCAGCCCUCGCCGUUCCUCUCUCCUCUUUCUCGGAUGCAGAACAGUCAGCUGAAGAACCUCCACUACAUCCUCUCCGUCUUCUCCCUGGCCUUGUGGACGUAUCUGUUGCGACGGUGUCUCCGCCACUACGGUAACCUCAACUCCUCAGGCGGGACAGUGUUCACGGCCCGCUUCAUCCUCCCACUGCUGUCUGUGUGCCUGGGGCUGCACUGGGCUGUGAGCGCCACUCCUGAGGACAGCUUCAGGAAUCUGGGCCAGCUGAUCAGCCUGGCCCAGCUGGCCCUCCCCAGGGCUGCCUUCUGUCUCCUGGGACUGGGGCUGUUCCUGAUCUGGCUAGACCCUCUCACUGUGUUUGUGAAGACAAGGGCCGCAGCUUUAGCCAGGGGCUCCUCUCUACCCCCACCCCGCUACCGAGCCAGCACCGGCAUAAGCCCCCAAGCGGAGCUGCACCACCUCAUCCCUCAGCUCUACCAGCGCAUGCGUCGUUCCCUGGAUGACGGAGAGCUGAGUGGGGGCGGCGAGGUUGACAGCAGGCCUGCAGUGGAGGCCUAUGGACUAGGAACAGUCUACUCUGCCCCUUUGCUCCUGUUCUGCGGCCUGCUGGGACUAGGUCUACUGCUGCUGCACCCAGAGGGCAUGGCUCUGUCUUUUCUCCUGCUGCUGCUAGAAAUGGGAGCUGUGUUGUACAUUCACGCUUCUUCCACCACCCUCAGUGGCCUGAAUGGAACAUAUCCUGGUGGCUUUAACGUGCCCUGGACUCCCGUUGUGCUGUGGUCCCUGGCUGCCACCCAGUUCUUCCAUGCCACAGGUCACCUGCCCACCUUCCCAUCCAUCCAGUGGGGUGCUGCCUUCGUGGGAUUCCCUGAUGGACACACAGGCACCGUACUGCCCGCCUCACUGGUUACCCUCAACACCUUUGCCUCACACAUCCUAUUUGCAGUGGGUUGUCCAUUGCUGCUCUUCUGGCCCCUGGUGUGUGAAGUACGUGGGAGCAAGGGAGGAAGAGCCUGUGGGGAAGAAGGAGAGGAUGCUGUAAUGGAGAUGAGACUGAGAGAAAACCCCCAGCAGUUCAGCUCUGCUCUCCUACAACUCUCAACACGCUACCUCUUUAUUCUUGGAGCACAGGUCUUUGCUUCAGUCUGUGCAGCUGCUAUCCUCAGGAGACACCUAAUGGUGUGGAAGGUUUUCGCACCCAAGUUAAUGUUCGAGGCCUCAGGGUUCCUGGUGAGCAGCAUGUUUCUGCUGAUCGGGGUCACAUUAGUGCUGAGAGUAGAUGUGGCUGUUGGCCGCUGGUUUAAGAGACUCAUCCCCGAUGCAUCCAGGUAGCAACGGUGCUGCUGCUACUGCUGCUGCUUUACCACCACAGCCCACCAGAGCUCACUGUGCCACAGAGUAAAUGGACAUGGUGGUCACUGUAAUGUUUUUUAUACAAACAUUGCCAUUCGUGUCUAACAUAUGGACUCUCACAAACAUGUCAAAUGAGGUUGCCUCGUAACUCUAUUGAGGGCUAAAGUAUACAUUAGUGAUACUGAGGCCCAUCUUUCAGCCAGAGGGACUUAAGCACGUCAAAUCUCGGACUGAGUGAACUCUGAGCACUGGACUUUUUUAUACAGUGAUUUUUGGCGAUAAGCUUGUAAACACCCUCCUACAGUUAUUGAGGUUAAAGCCUCUGAGGCCCAGAUUGUAUGUGGUUAAAGAGGAAACAACGGUUUCUGAAUGUCUCUCCCCUAAACUCCUGUUUUCUGACUUGUGGAUGAAAACUUCCAAUCUCUCCAAGCCAGACAGUCUUGCAAGUGGUUCAUAGUGCAGCAGUCAAAAAUCUUUAUACAAAAAAAAAAAAAACACAGCCACAUGCCUGUCACAGCCGCCUCAGCUUUUUAAAAAAUUGGCCUUAAAUAUGUGACGAUUUUGUAACACUUCAUUACUGAGGCUGAAAUAUACGUAUUGUAUGUGACAGAAAGGCUGAUUCUCAAGUCUUGAGUUGUUAAAAGAAACAGCAAAAAUAUCAAUUAAAGAAAUUUACCUGGUGGAACGGACAGUUAAAUUUACACCUGAGCCAUUUAGCUGACCCUUUUCCACAGUGAUUUACAAUUAGUGUACAGGUAAAAGUUCUAUCACCUGAUGUCUGGAGCUAGUGUAUUAUCAAUUCAAAAGCGGGUCUGCUCCAUUUGCUGAAAUCCAUCCAAGUGCAUUACAGCAUGUCUGUCAUCUAAGUGUCUGCUGGACAAAGUUUUUUUGUUUUGUUUUGUUUUUCUUCCAUUUUUCUAUGUUUUUCUAUUUUCAAGAUGUUGAAAUAACCAGUUGUGUCUGGUUACUGCCAAUUCAUAGAGUAUUACUGUGCAGUUAGUUUUUGUCUUUUUUUACAGUUUGGGGUACUUAAUCUGCCAUGGUCUUUUAUUUUUUUUAGGGUUUUGAUUCUUAACUCUAAUGCCUAUUUAUAAUUAAGAUUUUAUUAAUCACUGAGUUUUCUAAUCUGAAAUGAAACUUUUGUCUUAAUUAGAUCUCAUACACCUUUUCCCAGGAAUAGGUGCCUACCUUUUAACAAAUGCCUUUUAGUUGUGUAUGAUGUCAUUAAGUUAAUAUGGUCAUUAAAUCCAGGACCUCCACAAACACUGUUAGUUAAUUUAUUUCUGCAGGACGUCCGAGUCAGAUCUGUUACUGUGCCGCAGCUGUAGUCAGCAGCUGAAGCUCAUUAGCUAAUACAUGAUAUUGAAGAGAUGUUGAGCUCAGGUUGAAUUAGCUACACUAGUACUGCAUUCCUCAGGCUGCUGAACGGGAGUGAUGGGUCAUUUAGAAAGGCUGCUGUAGUGACGUCAGCCCAAGUGAUGGUUUGGCGUGGUUGUAUGAUGACAACACAUUUGUUUCUGUUUUAAAAAAUGAAGAAAAAAAAUGAAGGUUUAAUAUAUAAAUAACUAAAAUGAUUUUACAUUC
Molecule: messenger RNA, 5062 nt
Organism: Scomber japonicus (chub mackerel)
Lineage: Eukaryota; Metazoa; Chordata; Actinopteri; Scombriformes; Scombridae
Gene: pigo
Product: phosphatidylinositol glycan anchor biosynthesis, class O
Exons: 11
Coding region: 182-3457 (1091 amino acids)
Biological process (GO): GPI anchor biosynthetic process
Cellular component (GO): endoplasmic reticulum membrane
Molecular function (GO): mannose-ethanolamine phosphotransferase activity
Source: RefSeq, a predicted model, not a curated record